CGUCGACGGGUUCUCUCAGUUCAUGCAGCAGCUUACUGUAAAGUGUUACCCGGUAAUAUUAUUUUAUUGUUUUUAAUAUCACGAUGGCGUUUUAGCUAACGCAGCGUCUAACUCUCAUGGCCAGUCGGUCGCUGGCCCCGCAUCACAUGUCCUCGUAGCAGAGCCCGCAGUCCCUCGCCGCUGGUGCUGAUGAGAGGGAGUGGAGCGCGCAUUCUGCAGCAGCGGCGCGCGAGAGUCACACACGGACGACGGACCUCGGCGGGCAGGCAUAGCCUCGCUGGACCUCAGGCACGGGCGGCUCGCUCCGACGCGAUACUCGAAGCUGCUAUGGAGACUGAGCGCGCAUCGGUGAAGACGGGGAACGCGCGCGGGCGUGACUCGAUGCGUCUUCUGUAGGGCGAGCGCGAGCGCGGGCUUCUCUUCUGAAGGAUGGGCUACUCGGAUCCGACGGCUAGUAGAGAUCUGUUGGGAAACAGAUCCCUUUGUUUUAUUUUCAUAUGUGCUUUUGGACUGGUCACUUUACUGCAGCAAAUCCUCUAUGGCAAGAACUACAUUAAAAGUGGGCAACAGUUUUCCCGCCUCAAAGGAGAGGAGGUGGGCAACUGGAGCGGGCUCAUUAGUUACCCCGAUGAUGGAGGGAUGAAGCCGGCCAGAAAUGGGAGGAAAAGAUGUGUCCGUCAGAAUUUUCAGGCAUCUGAGGCUCAGAGCUCCGUAGUUAUCACGCCCUGCCUAGCUGAUAUUCAGAAGAAAAAAAAAGAACAGAAAAGGUAUCUGGAACGCUCCGAAGGCUCUUUGGAGUUCAACUCCACCUCCUGCAAGGAGCUACGGCAAGAAAUCACAGACGUGAAAGUACUGACCAUGGUGAAGACGUCGGAGCUGUUUGAGCGAUGGAGGAACCUGCAGGUGUGUAAGUGGGAGCAGAACAAGGAGGAGACGGAUAACUUCAAGAUGUCUCUGUCGCGCUGCUGCAAUGCCCCCUCCUUCCUGUUUACCACGAAGAGAAACACUCCGUCGGGCAGCAAGCUGCGUUACGAGGUGGAUACGAGCGGGAUCUUACACAUCAGCCCCGAGAUCUUUAAGAUGUUCCCCGAUGACAUGCCCUAUUCCAAAUCUCAGUUUAAGAAAUGCGCCGUCAUCGGGAACGGAGGCAUCAUUAAAAACAGCAAGUGCGGGCGAGAGAUCGACGCAGCCGACUUUGUCUUCCGAUGUAAUAUUCCUCCAAUCUCAGACAUGUACAGUGAAGAUGUGGGAUCUAAGACUGAUCUUGUUACAGUAAAUCCCAGCAUUAUAACUGAGAGGUUUCAGAAGUUGGAGAAAUGGAGAAAGCCAUUUUACGACGUUCUGCAGAACUACGAGAACUCCUCGGUGGUUCUGCCGGCGUUCUAUAACACGAGGAACACCGACGUGUCGUUCCGCGUCAAGUACAUGCUGGACGACUUCGAGUCGAGCAGCGGCGUCUUCUUCUUCCACCCGCAGUACCUGCUGAACGUGCAGCGCUUCUGGGCCGUGCAGGGCGUCCGGGCCAAGCGCCUGAGCAGCGGCCUGAUGCUGGUCACCGCCGCCCUGGAGCUGUGCGAAGAGGUGCAUCUCUACGGCUUCUGGGCGUUUCCCAUGAACCCCUCCGGAAUCUUCAUCACGCACCAUUACUACGACAACGUCAAGCCCCGCCCAGGGUUCCACGCCAUGCCGUACGAAAUCUUCAACUUCAUGCACAUGCACGCCCGUGGUAUCCUGCACGUGCACACGGGCCCCUGCAGGUGAAACCCCGCGCCGCCGCGAUCCGAUUGGUCCGUUUCGUAGAGCUCCUCCCUCCAAGGAACUCAGACUCACACUGCCUUAAAGGCCGGCCGUUUUAUUACUACGUGUUUUUACAAUAUCGUGUCGGGACAGUUGCGAAAUGGUACGUGUUUCCUGUUUGGUGAUUUCCCGUAAUGGUGUCGUGUUUGUGUAUCAGAGCAGAUAUCACCUUUUAAACUUUGUGAGCGCGCGCCGAUCUGGAAAUAAAAACCUCCUUCAUUUUCUCCAUAGGGAAAUUGAUUUUUAAUGAUAAACCUUUAAAGACAGACUUCUUGCGAGCACUGAGGUUGCUCAUCGAUGGAAACUGCUUUCGUUGAAGCCAUCUGUUCGCGUAUUUUUAAAAAAAUAAUCACGUUUAAAUGACUAAAACAUAAAAAUACCACCAUUAACAUGCUAAGUUCACACGUGCUACAGACAGUUAUUCUGUUUUGAAAUGCGUGCUCUGUGUCAGAAUGUCUGUUUUUGUUUUGGUCUGUGUGACUCCGCCCACUGCCUGUUUACCCAAUUGUAUCUCAGCAUCCCAGGUUGCCAGAUAACGCAGCAUGUUCCGGCCACGAAGCCAGCAAACAAACAGGGUCAGAGAGAGCAGAAUCAACCUGACCUAAAAAGCCUUGGCAUCCAUCUAAAGUCUCUGAGCAGAGGCAUAUAAAACGUGCAUAAAUCAACUCAUUGCUUAGCACUGUCAGUCAUCUUAGUUCCUGUUCUCAAUCUGGCAACCCGCGCGAGGCCCGAGGAGAUCUCUCCUGUAUUCUGAUUGCACACACUUUAAAGUUUGUCAUGUUGUUGUUCACCUUGUUGCUUGUUGCUUUAGUUUAUGGUUUAUACCGCUUUAAAGAAAACAUUACAAAAUCCCUAUGGGAAAAAUGAAUGCAAAAAGAAUUCCUGGGAAAAAAAGUGGGCGGGCUUUAAACUCACAAAUGAGAAAUUCAAUUUCUACAAUUUCCAUGCAUAGUAGCCCCACCCAUCAUUUGUAUAUUAAACAUAAAAUAUAUAUCACAGGCUGUUAUUGUGUCACAUUGCGUCUGGUUGAGGCAGAUUAAACCAAGUUUAACUAAACUAAUCAAGUUGAUGACGAUCACAUCAUAAAAGUAGACUGACAUUUCAGUUGAAGUUUAUGUAUAAUGAUAAAUACAUGUUUAACGCACAGACUUCUGAAGUUACGUAUGAUCAUUUACGAGGAAAUAUAACUUUAUGUAAUCAAAUGGGACAGUUGUUCAUGUGUUUCUCUCACACACGGUCUGUGAUUGAGCUUUCAACUCUUUAUUAGGCUGAACUUUAUACACCUUGUUUUCAGGCUUGUAUACGAUAUUGUGAUCACAAUCUGACAUAAACACACUUUUUAAGAUUCAUCAAGAUCCUGAUUUCAUGAGUCUUAAAGACAUCCAUCCAUCCAUCCAUCCAUCCAUCCAUCCAUCUAUCUAUCUAUCUAUCUAUCUAUCUAUCUAUCUAUCUAUCUAUCUAUCUAUCUAUCUAUCUAUCUAUCUAUCUAACCAAUUAUUUGUUAAUUUGGACAAAAAUAUCUGGCACAGAACUGACCAGUUAUUCUAUUUUUUACUUUCAUAUUUAUGAAAUUAAUAUUCAUUUUUUUCAUGCAUUGUUUUUUUUUCUCGUCCCGUCAUUGUUUUGACCCAAAUGUACAGUUAUCUUUCAGGCCAAUAAAGCACACAGAUCUGCUUCUAA
Molecule: messenger RNA, 3477 nt
Organism: Puntigrus tetrazona (Sumatra barb)
Lineage: Eukaryota; Metazoa; Chordata; Actinopteri; Cypriniformes; Cyprinidae
Gene: st8sia5
Product: ST8 alpha-N-acetyl-neuraminide alpha-2,8-sialyltransferase 5
Exons: 9
Coding region: 430-1761 (443 amino acids)
Biological process (GO): oligosaccharide metabolic process; N-glycan processing
Molecular function (GO): alpha-N-acetylneuraminate alpha-2,8-sialyltransferase activity
Source: RefSeq, a predicted model, not a curated record